Laccaria bicolor S238N-H82 is the source of this 2319-nucleotide messenger RNA. RefSeq lists its product as uncharacterized. Gene Ontology annotation, cellular component: cytoplasm. The transcript is spliced from 9 exons. Gene Ontology annotation, molecular function: calcium-dependent cysteine-type endopeptidase activity. The record is from RefSeq and is a predicted model, not a curated record. Gene Ontology annotation, biological process: proteolysis. NCBI's taxonomy places the organism in Eukaryota, Fungi, Basidiomycota, Agaricomycetes, Agaricales, Hydnangiaceae. Bases 1 to 2319 code for a protein of 772 amino acids.
AUGGAUUCCCCCACCACUCAUAUAGCUUCUACGUUGGACGUUAAACCGCACCAGAGGGCCCGCACUAAAAGCAGGUCUAGGCCUAAACAAAAGCCUGGCAAUAACAAUCCCAACCCCAAGUCUCCCGGCGGCAAAGGGGCCAACUUGGACUUGGAGGAGGGCAGCAGCGUCAAUUUGGAGCUGGAGGUACCCAGCUUGGAAGUUCCUAUCGAUGAAGGAGGAGAGGAUGCCUCGAAAGCGACUGACGAUGGGCCGAUCUGUUUCGUUGAUCCGGAUACAAAGCCUGGGUUAUUGGUCACUGACGAAUUAGAUGCGGCGAUUGGGGAGUGUAGAGCUAAAGUUGAGCGGAUUUCGAAAGAUUGUAGAGCUCGGAACCGGAAAUUCAGAGACAUCGAAUUCGACCUGGAGAACGACGUCCGCCGAUGCCUUUACGGCAUCUCUUCCCCCGCAACGAGUGAAAACACAGGUUCACACGCGGAUGUUCUCCGCGUCACCCAGAUAUUCGAGAAUCCACACUUUUUCUCGGCAGAGGGCGCGGCGAGCUCGAAUGAUAUUGCGCAGGGGAAAUUGGGGGAUUGUUGGUUCCUUUCGGCGCUGGCUAUUGCGAGUACGACGCAGGGGUUGAUUGAGAAGGUUUGCGUUGCUCGGGAUGAACAAGUGGGAGUGUACGGAUUCGUAUUUUUCAAGAAUGAUCGAUGGGUCGAUGUUAUCAUUGACGACCAGCUAUUCACACAAAUCCCGAAAUUCGAAGAACUCAGCGACGGCGAAAAGGCACUAUACCAUGACGACAAGGCGAACUAUAACCGUAUCGCGCGCAAGGGGGGUAAGACUCUGCAUUUCGCUAGAUCUGGGAUGACGGGGGAGACGUGGGUGCCGUUGAUUGAAAAAGCGUAUGCGAAGUUGCAUGGGAAUUAUGAACAUUUGAGUGGAGGUUCGGAGGCGGAGGCGUUGGAGCAGCUUACGGGUGGAGUAGCGACGUACAUUCUAACCAAAGACAUCCUCGACCCCGACCGGUUCUGGGUGGACGAACUUUCCCGCGCGAACAAGGAUCGGUUGUUUGGGUGUUCAGUUGGGGCGAUUGAUACCUCGCGGAACGAACAAGAAGACGACGUUGACGUCCAAGGGCUCAUUACGAACCACGCGUAUUCGGUUUUGCGCGCAGUGGAAUGUAAAGGCAAACGUUUCGUGGUCAUUCGGAACCCGUGGGGUAAAACGGAGUGGACGGGCCCGUGGUCUGAUGGCUCGAAGGAGUGGACGGGGGAGUGGUUGGAGGCUUUGCCGGAGCUUGGGCAUAGUUUUGGAGAUGAUGGGCAGUUCGUUAUGGAAUAUAAGGAUUUCUUGGAGACCUGGGCAGACAUUGAUAGAACCAUUCUGUUUGACUCUACGUGGGUUAUGACUUCGUACUGGCUCAAUGUCCCAAUCGCACCAGCUGGUCGCGCCUGGACGUACGGGGACGUUACUUGUGAGUUCUCCUCUAUCCUUUCACGGCUGAUUUUCGGCUUGCGGAUUUUGACUUGCUCGCCAGUCCCCCUCUCGCUCCCAGAACCAUCGGCGACCGUCAUAGUCCUGUCUCAGCUCAAUACGCGAUCUUUCCAGGGCCUUAAAGCAGGCACUAAUUGGAGCCUUGACUUUGCCCUCAUCAAAUUGGGAGAAGAUAAACCCAUUGCGCAUUCUAACCACGUUUGGUACUAUGCGAACAGCGUUAAUUUGGAAAUCAAUUUGGAGAAGGGUGAUUAUGUGGUCUAUGUUCGCAUUGCCCGCCAGGAAGACAUGACUAUCCCUGGUGCAGGUCCGCAAUUUGAGGGUGGUUGCACACUUCCCAACUGUUAUUGCCCCAACUCCCCCUUGAAGAGCCACUCUCUAUCUAGGAUUCUGUCGGAUAAAGUGAAAAGCCUGUCUAUUGCCAGGAAUUUGAAUUCGUCGAACUUUGCCCCUUUCGUCCCAACGGACUUGGACUCCCUAAUCCAACGUGAUUUGCAGGAAUACUAUGCCUACCUCGAGAGACAAGCCAAGGCGCAAGCACGAAGCAACUCUGAUAUAAAGAAGAAGAUCGCCAAGGUGUUGAAUCGCAACAAGAAGCAGCCACAGUCGGAACCGGAGGGCGUGCAUCCCUUGCCGAAGAGGGACCACCAACAGCAGGCGGAUGAAUGGCGUGACGAUGAUAGUGAUGAUGAUAGUGACAAUGGUCCGGGGCAGGCGCAGCUGAUGACGCUGGUGACGGACCAGGAUGAGGUGAUUGUGGGCUUGAAGGUUUAUACGCAUAAAGAGUGUCCUGCAACUGUGUUUGGGAGGUUGAGAUCUGAUUUCCAUGCUUCCUGA